Molecule: messenger RNA, 1023 nt
Organism: Rotaria sp. Silwood1
Lineage: Eukaryota; Metazoa; Rotifera; Eurotatoria; Philodinida; Philodinidae
Source: the annotation of a GenBank genome assembly
AUGACGCUCACUUUAUUUUUGGCAUUACUGCAUGCCUCAAUAUUCAUUGUCUAUGGGUCACAUUUUCUUGGUGGAACUGUUACGUGGCAUCCGUUGAAUGAAUCUGCUACUGGAUCACCAGUAGCGAUUGUAAUAACUCAAACCUAUUCAUGGACAUAUUCACUGAUCACAUGUACCACAGCCGAAAUUGCUACCGGCCAAUUGAUUCCUGUUGGUACAUAUACUUAUCUGAACACUGAAACACUUGAUUGCAUAAGUAAUUGCAACCCUGGCGCAACUGGUUACGUUGCUCCACUUGUUAGACCGCAAUGCACUGAUAUUUCAGCACCAAUUGGUACCACUGUUGGACAGCGUUCCGAUAUUGUCUAUUUGCCAACUGGCGACGAUUUUUCUGCUGCUUUUCAAAAAACUGCAUGGCGUCCACUAGCAACAGCUUCAAGUGCUGACUGGUCGAUCUCAACACAUAUCAUUGUCAAACCAAGAGCCGAUAAUGGCUUAUAUAACAGUGCUCCUGUGGCAACUAUGAUGUCUCCGAUCGAAAUUCCUGUCAAUCAACCAACAGUUAUUACGAUACCCGUCGCUGAUGCCGACGGUGAUCCGACACGUUGCCGCUGGUCGACAUCUUCAAAUGGUGUUGAUGAAUGCGGUGGUGUCGAAGAUUUUAUCUCUUCAACAAGCACUACUCCACUCAGUGCGGUACCCGUACAAUUUCUCGUCCAUGUUGUUGGCCCAUCGCCAUGUGCUAAUGAUCCAGAAAUUAAUGGAAUACCGCUUGAAGACUCAUGUGUACCUAUAACAGUCGGUCAAACAUUUAGUUCGAUGUUGAUUGCAAUCAACAAUUGUGGACCAAGUGUAACCAUUGAAGAUAUUUCAACACUAUCAUUUCCUGAUCGACCACGACAACAACUUCGACAACUUCAACAACAACCACAACGACAACAACAACAACGACAACCACAACGACGUCAACAUCAACAACAUCAACAACAGCAACGACAACAACGAAAUGUAUACCUAGAUUGA